UCAGCGCGUUUUUACCGCAGUAUCUCUGGAUUAGUGCGCGCGCUGCGGCACUCCGCUCAGUUCUCAAACGGGAAGAGCGAGCAAAACCGACCCACCGAGCAGCAGAAACGCGUCCGCUCGCAUCCACCAGCACGAGCCGUUUCACUGCGCUUAUUCCAAGCGGUUAUAAAGGCGGCGCGCACCGGAGACAUGGCCAAAGAGGACGAGAAGAAGGAAACCGGGGAAUGGAAGGAAUUCUUCUGGAACCCGCGGACGCACGAGCUGCUCGGUAGAACGGCGAGCAGCUGGGGUCUGAUUCUGUUGUUCUAUCUGGUCUUCUACACAUUUCUGGCUGGCAUGUUCUGUCUCACCAUGUAUGUGAUGCUGCUGACUCUGGAUGAUUAUCAGCCCACUUGGCAAGACCGUCUGGCUACACCAGGUAUGAUGAUUCGGCCAAAAGGUGAUCAACUAGAAAUCGUUUAUAAUGUGCAGAAAACAGAGAGCUGGGACACAUACGUUCAGGCUCUGGAUAACUUCCUUGCACCCUAUAACGACUCUCAGCAGGUGAUGAAGAACGACGCCUGCAUCCCGGAUCAGUACUUCAUCCAGGAGGACAGCGGAGAGGUGCGCAACAACCCCAAACGCUCCUGCCAGUUCAACCGCACCAUGCUGGAAGAAUGUUCCGGACUCAGCGACCACACGUACGGAUACCAGGACAAAAAACCCUGCGUGCUCAUCAAACUCAACCGGGUGAUUGGGAUGCUGCCAGGUGAGAAAGGAAAGUCUCCGUAUGUCACCUGUCGAGCAAGGAAGGAAGAUUCGGACAAUAUUGGUCCAAUCGCAUACUUCCCUCCAAACGGAUCUUUCAACCUCAUGUACUAUCCGUACUACGGCAAGAGAGCACAGGUGAAUUAUUCUCAGCCCCUGGUGGCGGUGAAGUUCAUGAACCUCACUCUCAACACGGAUGUCAACGUGGAGUGUACGAUCAACUCCAACUCUAACAUCACUCAGUUCAAGAUCAGCGAAAGAGACAAGUUCGCUGGCCGCGUUAUCUUCAAGCUGCGCAUCAACACAAUGUAGAGCAACUGCAUCUGCCACACACACACACACACACACACACACACACACACACACACACACACACAGGAGAUUGUAGGAGUCAUUCAUAUCUCAAAGUGUUCAAUGUAUUCGUCUGUUCCAUUCUCCUGUCUACAUGACGGUCUCUGUGUGCGUGUAUGUGUGUGUGUGUGUGUGUGUGUGCAUGCGCGUGUGUAUCUUUGUAUCUCUGUGUGUUUUGAGUACUCUUGACUGUCGUCAUAUCCAGCUGAUAGCGUUCCAAAGUGAAAUCAAGAGAGCAGGAAAAUAUCAUCUCUACACAUAAUCAUCACGAACAAUCCAGUGAAUUCAGAGAGACCGCAAUCAUCCAAAACCUGCCCAGAAAUUAUAUUUCAUAUGAAGAAAACAUGCUUAACUUUUGUCCCAAAUAUAGGAAAAUAACAUCAUGAUGUGAAAAAUAUAAAAUAGGCUUCAUUGUCUUUAUGCAAAAUAUAAUUUCUUACCUUUAUCUUGUGAUGUCGAGCUAAAAUGUAACCUGGAUUCACUCGUAUAUAAUGGCUUUUACGUGACUGAACUCAUAACAAAUAACACAAAUUAGGUCAAAUCUGGUUUAGGAAAUGUGCAUAUAUGAUGAAUUAACAAAACAGAGGCAUAAAAAUCAUUACAGACUUGAAUCAUCUGUCACAUAUCGCUCUCUUAACCUGAUAUCUGUUUUAUCCAUGUUUGUUUAUUUAUUUCUGAAUUAAGGUACAUUUAUAAUGUUAUUUAUUAUCUGAUUUGUGGUUUUAAUUUUUUAUAUAUACAACAUUUGUGAAGAUACUUUUGUAACACUGUAAUGUUCAUGAACACACCCACACGCACACGCACACACAAGCUUAGUUAAACUCAAACAAUUACGUUCUGCACAUGCUCAGAUUGCACUCGAUGACUGACACAUUAGCCAAUCAGCUUCAAGCUGCGCCAUAUCAUUUCGCCAUUAAUUUGCGAUUAAUUUGCAUAUUUACUAAAUUUCGUCCAGAGUGGUACGACCCAUCUUUCCAAAUGUGCACACAGCAAUACCUUCUGGACUUGUAAAUAAUACAAAAUCUGAGGUAGUUAACGAAGAGAGUAGUUGCGAAGAAAAAAUUAAGAUAAAAAUUUGCCAAUCCAAUACUACUAACGUAGAUGAAUGAACAAAUGUGUUUUCUUCCCAAAAAGUGUUUUUUAACUUAUUUGUUGUUGAGCACAUCUUGGGUUAGCGCCCGUUAGCACAGCGGAAAUAUGACGCAAACAUUAAUUUCAUAUAUUUCUUGAAUUUUUAGUUAGUUUCUUCCUAGCUUUGGUAGAAUCUUAGAUUUUUUUAUCAUGUGAUUUAACAUUUGGGUGUUCAAGUUGAAUGGACAAGUCAGACUCCUGAUUUGUGAGCGAGACAUUAGUGUAGUGCUUAUUAGCGAACCACUCUGCCGUCGAUGGCGCGGUUUUUUUUCUUACGUGUUUCUCAUAAUCCUAUAUUUUGCCCCCACUAGUGAAUGUGCCGCUCUACUGAGUUACUGCCAGAGUGUUGUGCGUUUGAAACAUUGGAGGGUGUGUGUUAGAAAAGUGUGGGGGAAAAAAGAGCCAAACGUGGCCAAACUUUCAAAUUAACGUCACUAGUCCAUCCGUCACACAUCAGCGCAGAACUUACUGCCUGAUGUUGGGAUCGGUUCAAUGUUUACACAGAGCAGUGACUAAUGACUAGAUUAGCCACGUGCUAAACUUACCCUGCCUGGCGUACGUUUACUAAGAUCUACUUCACGUGUGCUGCCUGACCGCUUUACAUCAUGAGAUAGAUUUUAUAUGUUUUUAAGAUACGGUAAAUCAAAUUAUUGCACAUUCUUUCCGACUUCUGAACUUUAGACGCAGCAGCGAUGCGUAUCAGCAAGUCGCUGCACCGAAAGUUUGUACACCGCGAGUGUAGAUCAUGCACAUUAUUCAUACGUUUUAUUCAUUUCCAUUAGACAAAAAAUUUAAGCAGACAGGAAUUUGGGACAUCAUCACCAUGGGAACAGUGAAUGAAAUCACCAGUGAUCUCACGUGCUAUGUCGUGGUCGCAGUUACUGUUGCUUUGCGUGAUUUUCUGUGCGAUCGGGUGUUGCAUGUGAGAGUGAAAACGUUCCCAUGCUGACCAACAGAAAGCUAUGGACGCCUAUUUCUA
This is a messenger RNA of Cyprinus carpio (common carp), 3208 nucleotides long. Its product is annotated as sodium/potassium-transporting ATPase subunit beta-2-like. Gene Ontology annotation, molecular function: ATPase activator activity. The record is from RefSeq and is a predicted model, not a curated record. Gene Ontology annotation, cellular component: sodium:potassium-exchanging ATPase complex. Gene Ontology annotation, biological process: intracellular sodium ion homeostasis; sodium ion export across plasma membrane; intracellular potassium ion homeostasis. Lineage: Eukaryota; Metazoa; Chordata; Actinopteri; Cypriniformes; Cyprinidae.